AUGGUCAACUCCUGUUGUGGCUCCGUCUGCUCUGACCAGGGCUGUGGCCAAGGCCUCUGCGAGGAGACCUGCUGCUGCCCCAGCUGCUGCGGGUCCAGCUGCUGCCGCCCCAGCUGCUGCAUCUCCAGCUGCUGCCGCCCCUCUUGCUGUGGAUCCAGCUGCUGUGGUUCCAGCUGCUGCCGCCCCAGCUGUUGCAUCUCCAGCUGCUGCCGCCCCUCUUGCUGUGGAUCUAGCUGCUGUGGUUCCAGCUGCUGCCGCCCCAGCUGUUGCAUCUCCAGCUGCUGCCGUCCCUCUUGCUGUGGAUCCAGCUGCUGCGGGUCCAGCUGCUGCCGCCCCAGCUGCUGCAUCUCCAGCUGCUGCCGCCCCUCUUGCUGUGGAUCUAGCUGCUGUGGAUCCAGCUGCUGCCGCCCCAGCUGCUGCGUCUCCAGCUGCUGCCGUCCAGUCUGCUGCCAGACUACCUGCUGCCGAACCACCUGCUGUCGCCCAAACUGCUGUGGAUCCUGUUGUUGA
Molecule: messenger RNA, 510 nt
Organism: Choloepus didactylus (southern two-toed sloth)
Lineage: Eukaryota; Metazoa; Chordata; Mammalia; Pilosa; Megalonychidae
Product: keratin-associated protein 4-9-like
Exons: 2
Coding region: 1-510 (169 amino acids)
Cellular component (GO): keratin filament
Source: RefSeq, a predicted model, not a curated record